AUGACCACAGAUCCACCUCGUCCCUCCACCACCUCGUCCUCCACCACCUGUCCACCACCCGUUGUCUACCACCUGUCCUCCACCACCUGUGUCUACCACCCCCCUCUACCACCUGUCCUCCCACCACCGUCCUCCACCACCUCGUCGUCUACCACCCCGUCCUCCACCACCCUGUCCUCCACCACCUCGUCCUCCACGUGUACUCCAGUGUCUCCUCCUCCUCCGCAGCUGACAUGCUGUGUCUGCUCCAGGGACCUGAGCGUUGACGCCGCCUCGGCCUCCUGUGGUCACAGCGUCUGCAGCUCCUGUCUCCAGGACAAGAGUCAAGUUUGUCCAACGUGUCUCCAGAGUCCAGACGAGCCUGAACCUGCUGAAGCUCAGGUGAUCCACGGCAGCGAGGAGCAGAGUCCAGACUCAGAGGAGACUAAAGUCCAGGAGCCCGAGGAGAAGAAGGAGGACGAGGACGUGAAGGUCGAGGAACCUCUGGGUCCUAAUGACGUGGUGUGCGACUCCUGCAUCGAGAGCCCAUGCAGGGCCCUCAAGUCCUGCCUCACCUGCCUGGUGUCGUACUGCGAGGCCCACCUGAGACCUCACCUGGAGAACCCCAAGUUCCAGAACCACCGGCUGGUGGAGCCGCUGCAGGACAUCGAGAGGAGAACCUGCGAGAGCCACAAGUGGCCGCUGGAGAUCUUCUGCUGCGCCGACGGCUGCUGCGUGUGUCAGGACUGCGUGAAGGAGGAACACCGCGGCCACACCACGCUUCCUGUGGUGGAGGCCAGGAAGCAGAUCGAGAGUGAACUGAGGGAGAAGCAGACGGACACGGUGAAGACGGUGACGGCGGCCGAGAACGCCAUCAACAAACUGCAGCUCAACACAGUUUCCAUCGAGCAAUCGGUGACGGAGGUGCGAGGCGUGAUCGAGAGCCAGUUUGAGGCUCUGCAGGCGGUGGUGGAGCGAGCCAAGCGGGAGGUGACGGAGAUCCUGGAGGCCGAGGAGAAGCAGGCGCUGAGGCAGGCCGAGGGCAUCCGGGUUCACCUGGAGCAGCGGUGUGCGGAGCUGAAGAAGACGCAGGCGCAGAUGGAGAAGAUCUCCAAGAACAAGAACGACGUGGACUUCCUACAGGAGUACUCAGAGUGGAAGAAAGAAACCACUGACAUCUCUCUGCCCGGCGUUUACAUCGGACUCAUGGAUGGUCUGAAUUCUCUGAGCCGCGUCAUCGUUGACUCCACGCAGGAGCUCUGUGCCAUGCUCGUGUCCUCGUACAUCGACAAAGUCAAAGAGACCUGCAAGAGCGACAAAAUGGGAAUAAAAACGACGGUCCAUGCCAUCGUCGCGGGGAAAGAGAACCUGCUGUUACCAGAUCCAAAGACGCGCGCAGACUUCCUCAAGUACUCCGCCCAGGUGACGUUUGACGCCGACACCGCUCACAAGUUCCUGCGUCUGACCGAGGAGAACAGGAAGGUGACGAACACCACGCCGUGGCAGCAUCCGUACCCCGACGUGCCCGAGCGCUUCGAGAGCUGGCGCCAGGUCCUGGCCUCGGAGAGCUUCUACCUGGGCCGCCAUUACUUUGAGGUGGACAUCAGCGGCGAGGGCACGCACGUGGGCGUGACCUACAAGAGCAUCGACCGCAAAGGCAGCGAGAGCAACAGCUGCAUCACGGGCAACAACUCGUCCUGGUGUCUGCACUGGAACGGACGCACUUUCUCCGCUUGGCACAGUGGCGUGGAGACACCGCUCAGCGCGGGGAAGUUCACGCGCGUGGGCGUGUAUGUGGACUACACGCGCGGCCUCCUGGCGUUCUACGGCGUGGACGACGCCAUGACGCCCGUCCACGAAUACAAGGCCGAGUUUCUGGAGCCGCUUUAUCCGGCGUUCUGGUUGUCAAAGAAGGAGAACGUCAUCGCCCUGGUGACACCGGGAGAACCGUUGCGGCUCAAAAGCCCCUCCCCUCCCACCUCGCCCUCCAAUGACGCCAUACUUCCGUAAACCACGACGACCGCCGGGUUUUUCAUGCACAAUUUACAGACCACCGCGUGGACACAGAGCAUCCGAGCUUUAAUAAAAUAUUUGUUUACUUCCUGUACAUCUGGGAUGAUGACGUCGUUGUCAUGUGACUGUUACUGUACUUUUCAUCACACUGUGAAUAAAACUUUGUUUUCAAAAAAAACAACAAAACAAAACA
Messenger RNA from Solea senegalensis (Senegalese sole), 2185 nucleotides. It is a transcript of the gene trim16, whose product is annotated as tripartite motif containing 16. The transcript is spliced from 7 exons. The record is from RefSeq and is a predicted model, not a curated record. Lineage: Eukaryota; Metazoa; Chordata; Actinopteri; Pleuronectiformes; Soleidae. Bases 1 to 1989 code for a protein of 662 amino acids. Gene Ontology annotation, molecular function: protein binding; zinc ion binding.